AUGGGUUGUAUGAGUUCCAAGGUCGAGCCGGAGGACAAGGAGGCCGCCAGGGUCACGGCCACAAUCGACAAGCAGAUUCGUUCCGACAAAAAGACUUAUGAUCGCACAGUCAAGAUUCUCCUACUGGGAGCCGGAGAGUCGGGGAAGUCCACUAUCAUCAAGCAAAUGCGUAUAAUCCACUCCGGCGGCUUUCCGGAAGACGAGCGUCGGCAAAAUCGCGCUGUUAUCUACUCCAACUUGGUGGUGGCAUUCAAGGUUUUGCUGGAGAUUAUGCAGACACAGAAAAUCGACUAUGAAAAGGAGGAGAGCAAGGCGCUUGGAGAAACGCUCUUGAAAACCGAACCCGACGUCGAUACCGACGAGGCAUUCUCCGACAUCACUGUUCGAGACGCUAUGCGAGAUAUAUGGGGCGAUGCUGGUGUUCAGCAAGCGGUUGCCCGAGGUCAUGAAUUCGCACUUCACGAUAAUUUGCAUUAUUUCUUUAACUCGCUCGACCGUCUAUUUACACCGGGUUGGUUACCGGACAACCAAGACAUGCUCCAUUCUCGUCUUCGCACAACCGGUAUCACCGAGACGCUCUUCGAAUUAGGACAGCUUAACUUUCGCAUGAUGGACGUCGGUGGGCAGCGCUCUGAACGAAAGAAAUGGAUACACUGUUUUGAAGGAGUCCAAUGUCUUCUCUUUAUGGUCGCGCUGUCUGGGUAUGAUCAAAGUCUGCUCGAAGAUCAAAACGCGAAUCAAAUGCACGAAGCCAUGAUGCUCUUCGAAUCCCUAGCGAAUGGCGAAUGGUUCAAGAGAAAACCGAUCAUCCUCUUCCUAAAUAAAAUGGACCUUUUCAAGACCAAACUCCCACUAUCGCCCAUCAUUAAGCACUUCCCCGACUAUAGCGGAUCUUCCACGGAUUUUGACACGGCCGCCAAGUAUUUCUCUGAUCGAUUCCGCAGCAUCAACCGAAUGCCGGAUCGAGAAAUCUACAUUCACUACACCAAUGCGACGGACACCACUCUCCUGAAAGCCACCAUGGAUUCGGUGCAAGAUAUGAUUAUUCAGAAAAAUUUGCAUACUUUGAUACUAUAA
This is a messenger RNA of Talaromyces atroroseus, 1077 nucleotides long. Its product is annotated as Guanine nucleotide-binding protein alpha-2 subunit. The record is from RefSeq and is a predicted model, not a curated record. Bases 1 to 1077 code for a protein of 358 amino acids. Gene Ontology annotation, cellular component: heterotrimeric G-protein complex. NCBI's taxonomy places the organism in Eukaryota, Fungi, Ascomycota, Eurotiomycetes, Eurotiales, Trichocomaceae. Gene Ontology annotation, molecular function: GTP binding; G protein-coupled receptor binding; GTPase activity. The transcript has 5 exons. Gene Ontology annotation, biological process: G protein-coupled receptor signaling pathway.